AUGUCUUUCGAGGGCAAAGUCAUCGCCAUAACAGGCGCGGCGAGCGGUAUUGGGCUCGCAACCGCUCAAAUCCUGUCCAAAAAGGGCGCCAUCGUGUGCCUCUGCGAUGUCGACCAAGAGGCAAUGAAGAAGGCUGAUGCUCAUUUCAGCCAGCUCCAGGCCCAAUUCAGCAUGACCACGGUAGAUGUCUCGGCCAGGGAGCAAGUUGAAACAUGGAUCAGCGGGAUAAUAGAAAAGUAUGGCCGGCUCGAUGGCGCGGUCAACAACGCGGGCAUAAUUGGCAGACACCACGGCCUUCGCGCCGUGGCUGACUUGGAGGACGACGAAUGGCACAAGAUCAUCGCCGUCAAUCUAACUGGCACCAUGUACUGCAUGAGGGCAGAACUUCGCGCCAUCGUUGAUGGCGGGUCAAUUGUCAAUUUGAGCUCCAUCCAUGGUCUUCAAGGUUUCGCCAUGCACGGAGCUUAUGACGCGAGCAAGCACGGUGUUCUUGGGCUCACGCGGGCAGCAGCGAAAGAGAAUGGAUCUCGCGAGGUUCGAGUCAAUGCUGUGGCACCAGGAUCGAUCCAUACGCCGCUGAUGGACAAGAGCUUCGCCUUCCACGGACGUUCGCCGGAUGAGCCGUUUGAUGAUACCGCAGCCUUCGGGCGACACGGGACUGCGGAGGAAGUCGCCCACGUGAUUGUGUUUCUUUUGAGCCCAGAAAGUCGAUACGUCAGUGGCAGCGUGUACUCGGUUGAUGGAGCAAUGACGUGA
Messenger RNA from Microdochium trichocladiopsis, 756 nucleotides. Its product is annotated as short-chain dehydrogenase. The coding region runs from base 1 to 756 and encodes 251 amino acids. The record is from RefSeq and is a predicted model, not a curated record. Lineage: Eukaryota; Fungi; Ascomycota; Sordariomycetes; Xylariales; Microdochiaceae. The transcript is spliced from 2 exons. Gene Ontology annotation, molecular function: oxidoreductase activity, acting on the CH-OH group of donors, NAD or NADP as acceptor.